This is a messenger RNA of Rosa rugosa (rugosa rose), 2171 nucleotides long. Its product is annotated as protein trichome birefringence-like 10. The record is from RefSeq and is a predicted model, not a curated record. Lineage: Eukaryota; Viridiplantae; Streptophyta; Magnoliopsida; Rosales; Rosaceae. Gene Ontology annotation, cellular component: Golgi apparatus. The coding region runs from base 376 to 1677 and encodes 433 amino acids. The transcript is spliced from 4 exons. Gene Ontology annotation, molecular function: O-acetyltransferase activity.
AAACCCAUUUCGCUCCUGUCAAAUUAAGACACCUUUCUCUUUCCAUCUCCUUCUUCUGCCUCAAUCAAACACCACCACCGUUUUGAAUGCUUAACAUGAUUUACAGACUGAAACUAAUAACUCUGAUGCUGAUCUUAGACCAAGAAAAACCAAACCCAGUUACAAAAGAUGCCUUCGUAGGCCUUUUCACCAUUAAUACUCUCACCUUUCCUCUCUUUUGAGACCCCACUUCCCUGUCCAAGUCCAAAGCUCCCAUCUUUUUAAACACCCCUUUUGCCUUUGGACCAUUUCUCUCUCAAGCACGCCCUUUGAAGAAUUAUUAAGCUUCCAUUAUAUGACCAAAGUGGGUUUUACUAGUUCCACAGUGCACAAAGAAUGACCCACUUGGAGUUCUUCAAGAAAAUCAAGCGCUUCAAUCCUCUAGAGCCUUCUCUGGGCAUUCUUGGCUUCUUCUUGGUCACUGUUUUACUCAUUGGGUGCUUCUCCUACUUGGACUACCGCACAGUUGUCCAUGGGAUUCGCUCUCAUCUUUUGCAUGGUUCAUCUCCUGGUGGGAAAGCACGGUCAGGAUUUCUUGAUCAGGGGAAUGAAAGUUGUGAUGUGUUUGAUGGGAAUUGGGUUUGGGAUGAGAGCUAUCCUCUGUAUCAGUCCCAGAAUUGCUCAUUUUUAGAUGGAGGGUUUAGGUGUACUGAGAAUGGAAGGCCUGAUAGCUUCUAUACCAAAUGGCGCUGGCAACCCAAAGAUUGCAACUUGCCCAGAUUUGAUGCAGGGAUGAUGUUGGAAAAGCUUCGAAACCGACGUCUUGUAUUUGCUGGUGACUCGAUUGGAAGGAACCAGUGGGAGUCUCUUCUCUGCAUGCUCUCUUUUGUAAUUCCUAACAAGACUUCAAUCUAUGAGGUGAAUGGGAGGCCAAUCACGAAGCACUCAGGGUUUUUGGUCUUUAAGUUUGAGGACUUCAACUGCACAGUGGAAUACUACAGGUCACCUUUUCUAGUCUUUCAGGGCCAUCCCCCGGCUGGCGCCCCUGAGGAGGUGAAGUUGGCUUUAAAAGUGGAUAAAAUGGACUGGAUUUCCCGCCACUGGAGGGAUGCAGAUGUGCUGGUUUUGAAUGCUGGGCACUGGUGGAAUUAUGGGAAGACCAUAAGAGAGGGUUGCUACUUUCAAGAAGGGGAGGAGAUAAAGAUGAAUAUGACUGUUAAAACUGCAUACCAGAGAUCAAUGGAAACUUUGCUUGAUUGGAUUGAUAGUGAAGUCAACAUAAGCAAGACUUAUGUACUUUUUCGAACUUAUGCUCCUGUGCAUUUCAGUGGUGGUGAUUGGAAUGCUGGCGGUGGUUGUCACUUGGAAACUCUACCUGGAUUAGGCCCAUUGCCUGUUUUAUCCGACAGUGUUUACAAGACUAUCUUUGAUGUGUUAUCUGAGCGGUCAAAUGAGUCGCAUGUAAGAAAAUUCGAUUUUCUGAAUGUAACAAACAUGUCUCUAUGGAGAAAAGAUGGCCACGCAUCUCUGUACUAUCUAGGGCCUAAUGGAGCAGCCCCUAUCAACCAUCAAGACUGCAGCCACUGGUGCCUACCUGGUGUCCCUGAUGCAUGGAACGAACUUCUGUAUGCCCUUUUCCUAAAACAGGAAUCCAUUCGCUCAGGAAAUUCAACCAAAUCUUCUCAGCUUCCGUUGUGAAAGGGAUUAAAACUUCCUCAGUUGACCAGCAUAAUGAUCAUAAAAGGACUUAACUGCAAAGAAGGAUCAAAAGAGUGGACCAUUUUGUUCUGCUUUUACACUAACCGGAAAAGUUCUGGCAUGCAAAGCUGAGAGUUAGGUUUCGCUUGAGCACUAGCUGGAGUUUGCUUAACACGCGGAAAGUUAGAAUGACAGAUUGCGUCCGAAUGAUGAUGACACUUGGCUAGGCUAAUGGGUGAAGCAGAGAUGUAUUAAUUGGGGACAAUCCAAACAUCUCCUUGAAGGCUUUAUACGGUAACUAUAGCAAAUUUAUUGUUACCAGACUCAAAGUUGAUUUAUGGAGCAUGUCAUACUUUUGUAGGGAUGUGAAGUAGUGAUGAGGCAAGUUUGAUAGCACUUGCAUACACCUGGUUUUAGUGUUCUCACAUGAUGUAAUUACACAAAAGAAAAUGAUGAAAAGGUUUAUUUUCCAUAUAACAGCUUGAAUUGUAUUA